GGGCGACUGGAGCACGUGGGUGCGUUUGUCAGAAGCAGCGAUGGGCAAAAAAGAGAAGAAAGUUGCUGUGGCUUCCGUUCCUCCGCGGAAGGGGCUUCUCCCCCGUGGUAGCCAUGUGAAGAAAAAGGCAAAUUCAAAACCAGAUUGCCUGAAUCAGCAAGAAAUUCCAUAUCGGUUGCGAGAAAUCAUGAGGAGCCGAAAUGAACUAAAAAACCCCACUCGCAAGAAGAAGAAAACUGCAAAUAAGCAGAGGCCUCAGUCAAUGGGUGACAUACCAGUACCGAAGUUCAAGAGACGGCGAGGGGAGACGGAGACCUCAUUCGAUAGACGUAUGGACCGGGAAAUUGAGCACGUGCGCUUUCUCACUGAAAACCAGACACAGCGUGAGCCUGAAAAAGAGAUACAAGUCCAAGAAAAGUCGCAGAGGAAAAAAGAAUUUCAGAAGAAGAGGCUGGAAAAAAUCCGUAAGCAAAAAACGGAGAAGAAAAUAGCAAUGCUCGAGAAGGACCUUCUCAAAGACUCAAUAAAUUUUGGAGAAGUUGCUCUACAGCCUCCCACGCUUACAGCAAAACCCAGAAAGAGCGUUAUCAAAGACAAGGGUGAUCAGAGGCAGCAACUUCUGCUAACGUCUCUUUUGGGCUCUGGCAGGAAAAUCAGUGUUAAAAAAUCAGGCCAUGCCUCUCUCGCUCGCCAAAGGAUCAUUCAAGAGGAGAGAGAACGGGUUGUCCAAGCUUAUCGGGAUAUAAAGAAAAGGAAACAGCAGCAGCAGCAGCCGUUGAAGGAAAGCUUUCUUGCUAUAGACAAACUAAAGAAACCAGCCUGAGUUGGCAGAACGAAUCUAUCAUUCCGAGAAACACAAUGCCAUUACAAACCAAUUGUAGAACGACAACUAAGUCUACUUCUCCUUUCCACUUCCAGUGAGAGUAACCAGCAACACUGAUAAGCAGAUUAACAGCUCAGCAAUACAAGUUUACACACUUUGUUUUUCUGAGCAGACCAAAUUCUUUAAAAGGUGUUUCUUGUAUCUCAGUUUGUUGAAUUUGUAACAUGGAAAAAAACAAAAAACCACUCACAUUUCCACCCGCUACUUCCAAAAGGAUUAGCAAUUCAAAUUGACUACAAGAAUCACAGCUAGUUUUCAAGUACCAAUCUAUUUUGAUGUUUCUCAUAAGCCUCCUUCUGAUGCUGAAGAAAACUGUUCUCCAGUUCAGGGGUCUCCAACCUUGGUCCCUUUAAGACUUGUGGACUUCAACUCCCAGAGCCCUCAGCCAGCAAAGCUGGCUGAGGGACUCUGGGAGUUGAAGUCCACAAAUCUUAAAGGGACCAAGGUUGGAGACCCCUGCUCCAGUUGGACAUUGCAUUCCUUUUGGAAUUUUUUUAAGUCGGUGUGUGUUUUCCCCAUACCUGGAUUGUCUAAAAAGUUUGUGGAAAAACCAAAACAAUCCAGGCUGGGUUCCUCUUUGGAGUUUAGUUACCAGUUUCUGAAUCAAAGUCAGAGAUGUGUUGAGGGGCUUGGACCAUUUUCUCCAAGAUGUUAUCGGAGGCAGAUGAAUUGGAUUAAAAUACGUAUCUACACAAAUGUGUCUUCUUGCUACAGUACUUUGCUGGUUCUGUUGUUAAAGAUUUCCUUUCAGAAGAGAAAAGGGAUUGCUACUCCAGGUACAGCUACUAUAUGGACAUCCACCAUUGAAUACCAGCAGAAACUUUGAUUGGAUGGAAAUCCUUAAGAGAGGAUAAAGCAGAAGGCACACUUCCUUGGCAGAGGUUUAAGAUGAAGGGGAGGAAGCAACAUGCUUAUUUUGCAGAGCAUUUUUGACAACCUUAAGAGGGAAACAAUUUUACCGUCUUUGUCUUUCCCUUCCAAACCCUGGUGCUGUUGUACAAUAACAAGAACAUGUAUUGGCAAAAACCAAUGAAAGAACUUAAUAGAGAAAUAAAGCGGCAUUUUUGUACCCAGCAACAAUCACUCUGUAUUCUUGACUCUACAAGCCGGGGUU
Messenger RNA from Ahaetulla prasina, 1997 nucleotides. RefSeq names its product coiled-coil domain containing 137 (gene CCDC137). Lineage: Eukaryota; Metazoa; Chordata; Lepidosauria; Squamata; Colubridae. The coding region runs from base 41 to 823 and encodes 260 amino acids. The transcript is spliced from 6 exons. The record is from RefSeq and is a predicted model, not a curated record.